Notodromas monacha is the source of this 1748-nucleotide messenger RNA. Lineage: Eukaryota; Metazoa; Arthropoda; Ostracoda; Podocopida; Cyprididae. The record is from the annotation of a GenBank genome assembly.
AUGUCUGCACCGCCAGCUGGUUGGAGUACUACAGGAGGUGGUUAUGGCCCUCCCGGGGCUCCCGGAGGUGCCCCGAGCUACCCGGCUUAUCCUCCUGGUCCCGCUUAUCCAGGAUAUGGUCCGCCCGGCCAACAACAACCACAGUACGGUCAUCCGGGCCAACAACAACCACAGUACGGUCAUCCGGGCCAACAACAACCACAGUAUGGUCAUCCGGGCCAACAACAACCACAGUAUGGUCAUCCAGGCCAACAGCCGCCGUACGGUGCUGAUGUUUCCGCAAUCACGAUGGUGCCAACUUCUAGUCACUCGGGGAAUAUUCCUCGUGGACUCGAGUAUCUCACUGCGGUUGACCAGUUAUUGGUACACCAAAAAGUGGAGCUUCUGGAAGCAUUUGUGGGCUUCGAGUCGAAGAAUAAAUACACCGUGAAGAAUUCUUUGGGGCAGAAGGUAUAUUACGCCGUGGAGGAUUCCGAUUGCUUGACAAGAAAUUGUUGUGGCCCAUGGCGUCCUUUCGACAUGCGAAUCAUGGAUGCUAACAAGGAAGAGUUGAUCCACUUGAAUCGUCCACUGGCUUGUUCUUCGUGCUGGUUUCCGUGUUGCCUACAGAAAUUGGAAGUCACUUCCCCUCCUGGGACUCUCAUCGGGUCCAUCGAGCAAGAUUGGAGCAUCUUGUUCCCUCAGUUCUCCGUGAAAGACGCAUCUGGGAACACGAUCUUGAAGAUUGAAGGACCAUUGUGUACGUUUUCGCUCUGCGGAGACGUCGAAUUCACGGUUCGUUCUGCGGCGACAAACCAGAAAGUGGGGAAGAUCUCGAAACAAUGGACGGGAUUGUUGAAAGAAGCGUUUACUGACACGGAUAACUUCGGAGUUUCUUUCCCUAUGGACCUGGACGUGCGCAUGAAGGCGGUUAUGCUGGGAGCAGUUUUCCUAAUAGACUUCAUGUUCUUCGAGAAAGUCGGUGGAGACGAACGGGAUCGUCCGGGAAUGUUCUGAACCAAGGCCCUAACAAACGCCGACGUUUUCAGCUGAAAAUGCAGCUCCAAAUCGAAGGUAUCGGCAGAAUUUUCGGUCGCCAUUUUUUUUAUAUCAUCGUUUACCCAUAUUGUAUAGAAAUUCGGUUCAGGAAGAAUUAAAGUACCGCUGCGUAUCCGCGCUUAACGUCACACAGUGAGCUUAGUGUCUCAGCACUUGUGUUCUGUCUUACCACGAUGAUGCCGCUACGUGUGUGUAUUUCGACGGGUUUGUCCUACGUAUCGGAGAUUUUUUUUUUUCGGUAUUGAUGCGCAAAAACGAUAUUCGUCAUCUCGCACUUUCCGAUUGACUAAAUGUGAUGGACGAAAUGUUUCUCGUGAAACCAUGUUUCCAAUUUUGUGUUGCGGGACUAAAGUGAGUUCAAGUCGGGGCUGUUGGUGUACAAAGGGGGAGGGAGAAAAAAGAAAUUUUGAAUUGUAACGCGAAGAAUAUCAAGGCGUAUAGAGGUAAAAGAAUAAGCGUUUCGAAUGGUUCUAUGCUUGAACUCAGUCUGAGGGGGUUGUGACAUGGGAAGGGAGAAAAAUGUUUGCUUCCUGUUCCUCACCAAAAAACAUCCAUGAGUAAAGACCACAGUUCACUGGAAAUUUUAUGCUGGGUCGUUACUUCUUUCCUUUGCUUUUCAAUGUGGCCUGAAGAAAUAAAAUAUAUUGUUGACGCAUUAUUUUGGACAUGGAGAGCCUUUAUUUUGCUUCGCUCUCUGUGCACAUCGAACG